AUGGACCCCUCGACAGCCAUCAUCGACCCCGCGACAGACCAGCCCCUCCCUCCUGACGCCAUCGUCCGCGUCUUGUUUCUCACCCACCCAGUCCACGUCUACAGCAUCCCUUCAACCGUAGUCCCCUCCAAAGCAGGCUACGCCGCGUCCUCCUGGACGGACGAUCCCAGAAACCACAUCUUCACAGCCCGUCUCCGCAUCCUCGAGACCUCCUACACUCUUGAGUCGACCCAAGACUCCCUGGCAGACGAAACCCAGGACCCCGACCCAGUUCUUAAAGUAGACAUCCUCCUCGAGGACCCCAACACAGGCGUUCUCUUCGCGGCAGCCCCCUACGUCAACAAGGCCGUUGUUGAACCCACAACCGACAGCAGCCGGUUCUUCACUCUUCGAGUCCAAGACCCAAAAUCUAAAGUCAAAGCUACCUUAGCGAUCGGGUUCGAAGAGCGCAGCGAUGCAUUUGACUUCGGCGUAGCCCUUCAAGAGGCAGCCAAGUCCUUAGGUUGGCAAAGGACGGCCACUGGGAAGGGAGACAGCACCACCGGCGAUAAGGCGACCGCGCAAGCGGAAGCGAAGGACUACAGUCUCAAAGAGGGGGAGACGAUUACGAUCAACCUGAAGGGGACGAGGUUUGGUCGUCGAACGGGGCAAACGCAGGGUGGAGGGGAAGGGGGUGAGGUCAAGCAGCAGCAGGAGGAGGAGGGGAAGCCUUUGGCGGCUUUUGCCUUGGCUCCUCCACCCCCGCCGCCGCCUGGGUCGAGUGCGGCGAGGGAGGCCAGGCAGAGGAAGAGGUUAUCUGCGCAGUUGGGAUUUGAUGAUGGGAAGUUUGGGGAGUUUGCUUGA
Thermochaetoides thermophila DSM 1495 is the source of this 843-nucleotide messenger RNA. RefSeq lists its product as uncharacterized. NCBI's taxonomy places the organism in Eukaryota, Fungi, Ascomycota, Sordariomycetes, Sordariales, Chaetomiaceae. The coding region runs from base 1 to 843 and encodes 280 amino acids. The transcript is spliced from 2 exons. Gene Ontology annotation, biological process: endocytosis. Gene Ontology annotation, cellular component: membrane; clathrin vesicle coat. The record is from RefSeq and is a predicted model, not a curated record.